AUGCCUCCCGGACCAUUUCCCUAUCCCUUCCUUGGAAACCUUCCUCAAAUCAUCUCAGCAGAUCCUGUUAGACCAUUUGAUAAACUAGCCGAGAAACAUGGAGAUAUUUUCACUGUUACUUUUCCCAGCGGCAAUGCUGUUAUCCUAAAUACAGCAUCUUUAGUACGUGAAGCAAGGCUUGCUCCCGGGAGACAAGAAGACCUUAUGGGAAAAUCACCGGAGUAUAUAUAUCCACUUGACGAGAUGAUGGGCGGCGUAUUCUCAGCACGUGAUUACUCAGACGCAUAUCUUUUUGAGAAGAAAGUGUUUGUAUCAGCAAUGCAUAUUUUUGGCGCUGGGAUAGAGCAAGCCUCGGUUCGUGCUGGUCACGCUGUUGACAUCGCAAUCAAAGAAAUCGAAAAUGAACCAGGGAAAUCCUUUUCACCUAAAAAUCUCCUCGAGUCCUCCAUAGUAGUGCAACUUUGGGAAUGGCUUACAACGAAAAAGAUAGCGUUGGACGACCCAAUUGUGAAGGAAAACAACGAAUUUAGCGCGAUUUUCAACCGACAAGCGUUAAUUAGUUCAGUGUAUCAGUUAUUUCCGUUCCUGUGUUACUUACCCACGCGAUUUACUCGGGAAAUAAAGCGAGCAGAACAGAUUAGAGAAACAAUUUUCCCCCCGGAAUAUCGAGCCCACAAGGAGAGUUAUAUUCCAGGCACCAUACGAGAUCUUACAGAUAGUUUCAUCAGUGCUUAUGAAAAAGAACUUGCCAAAGAGACAAGGAAAGAUAUUGGCUCGAAAGAUACUGGCAUUCCAGGCUUGAUGCUGCAUGUGGUUGUUGGGGGAUCAUCAACCAGCUCGACAUGGCUAACUUGGUUUUUUCUAUAUAUGGUCUUAUAUCCCAGUGUGCAAAGCAAAAUACACGAAGAAUUGGACGAAGUCGUGGGACGUGAUCGUCUACCGAACUGGAAAGAUGCGAAAAGCUUCCCAUAUCUUCAAGCUACGUUAUGUGAAGUCGGUAGGAUAUCAGGUGUGGCACCUCUCGCCGCAUCAAACGCGAUUCGUGACACAACCAUCGCUGGUUACCACAUUCCAAAAGGAACAUUUGUCGGCCUGAAUCUUACAAAGCUGCUUGAGGAUGAACGAGAAUGGCCAGAACCAGAGAAAUUUAAACCUGAAAGAUUUCUGGAUGAGGAUGGCAAGUUCGUCGGAUGGAAUAAACUCCAUGGAUUUAUCCCGUUUAGCGUUGGUCGUAGAGAAUGUCCUGGUCAAUCAUUGGCGAAGAUAAUGAUGUUUUCUUUUUCUUCAAUGUUAUUACAUCAUUACAAGUUUGAAUUGCCUGAAGGAGCAGAGACGCCAACUACUAAAGUGUCGACCCCGCAACUCUUCUCUGUACCAGAUGAUUUUCUAGUUGUUGCAAUGCCGCGAAAUUUGAAAUUACAAGACUGA
Paramuricea clavata is the source of this 1428-nucleotide messenger RNA. NCBI's taxonomy places the organism in Eukaryota, Metazoa, Cnidaria, Anthozoa, Malacalcyonacea, Plexauridae. The record is from the annotation of a GenBank genome assembly.